Daphnia pulex (common water flea) is the source of this 1620-nucleotide messenger RNA. RefSeq lists its product as uncharacterized. The transcript is spliced from 2 exons. NCBI's taxonomy places the organism in Eukaryota, Metazoa, Arthropoda, Branchiopoda, Diplostraca, Daphniidae. Gene Ontology annotation, molecular function: nucleic acid binding. The record is from RefSeq and is a predicted model, not a curated record. Gene Ontology annotation, biological process: DNA integration. Bases 1 to 1620 code for a protein of 539 amino acids.
AUGGGGUACGCAUUGCUCCAGCUCCACGGAUCUACGUGGAAACUCGUCGACGCGAACUCACGCUGGUGCACCGACACCGAAUCUCGUUACGCCAUUGUGGAGCUGGAGCUCGCGGCUGUCGAAUGGGCCAUGCGAAUGUGUCGCCUAUACCUCCUCGGUCUUCACAAUUUUCAGCUCGUCGUGGACCAUCAGGCGUUAGUCACCAUUCUGGACAAGUAUACAUUGGACGCCGUUGAAAAUCCCAAGCUGCAGCGUCUCAAGGAGCGCCUAUCGCCAUUUGUUUUCACCACGGUGUGGCGAAAGGGCCGCGCUCACUCCAUACCCGAUGCUCUCUCUCGAGCUCCGGUGAAUGAUCCUGGCCCUGACGACGAGGCCACCAACUCGGACAUCCAGUCAUUCGCCAGACGCGUGGUGAUCGGCCAAAUUCACACCAUGCAAUCGGCCUCCGACGACGACGCAGUUGUGGAAGUUACGGUGGAACAGCCUCACCUACCAGAUCCACUCUUGGACGAGCUAAGAGCAGCAGCCGCAUCAGAUCCCGAAUAUGCGGCGCUCAUGACGGCGGUCGCAACCGGAUUCUCCGUCCCUCGGCAUCACACAGCCCAGCAUAUCCGUCAGUAUUGGUCCGUUUGGGAGGAAUUAUCAGUGGACGACGGGCUGGUAUUGUUCGGCCGACGCAUCAUCAUUCCACGAUCGGCCCGCAAGGAUGUCCAACUCAAACUUCACGCGGCUCACCAAGGUAUCGUACGGAUGAAACGACGGGCGCGCCAGACGGCGUGCCAGGAACGACUCCCGCGCCAACCACAGGAGCCCCUUUUGCGCGAUCCCCUCCCGUCGAGAGUAUUCGAAGAUGUAUCCACUGAUCUGUCUCAGGUGGGAUCAUUGCACUUCCUUGUUUACGCGGACCGUCUCUCCGGUUGGCCCGUGGUCCACCAAUGGCGACACGAUCCAUCGGCCCGCGAAGUCACACAGGCUGUCAUCGAAAAUUUCGUCGACCUGGGCGUUCCGGUACGCAUGCGAUCCGACAACGGCCCUCAAUUCCACGCUCACAGUUUUCAAACCAAGCUACGCCAAUGGGGCGUGGUUUGGGGCAAUUCGACGCCAAAUUAUCCCCAGAGCAACGGCCAUGCGGAGGCGGCGGUGGCCGCCAUGAAAGAUUUGGUGACCAAAAUUCCCCCCCGCGGUGAUCUGACGUCGGACGAAUUCGCCAGUUGCAUGCUGGAAUUCCGCAACACCCCCAGAGAGAACGGCCUAUCUCAGGCGGAAAUGGUUUUCGGCCACCCUCUACGUUCCAUCGUCCCGGCGCACCGGACAUCGUACGCCACCCGUUGGCAAGCGGUCAUGGAAGGACGCGACCGGCAAGCUGAGCUCGACGCCGCGGUCAAAUUUAAAUACAACGAUCAUGCUAGGCCUCUCGCUCCACUACCGCUGGGCACCCAUGUCCGCGUGCGCGAUCCACCCUUAAAAUUGUGGGACAAAGUCGGCGUGUCAGCAUCGGGCGCUACCGAUCUUAUCGUAUCAAGUUCGAGAGUAGCAGCGUAUUGUGGCGUAAUCGGAGACUGCUUCGGCCAAUGGUGGCGAUCCCGGAUGCUGGCGAGCCAUCACCAGAGGCGGAUGUGA